This is a messenger RNA of Anopheles stephensi (Asian malaria mosquito), 1398 nucleotides long. RefSeq names its product lysosomal thioesterase PPT2 homolog (gene Ppt2). Bases 291 to 1151 code for a protein of 286 amino acids. Gene Ontology annotation, molecular function: palmitoyl hydrolase activity; thiolester hydrolase activity. The record is from RefSeq and is a predicted model, not a curated record. The transcript is spliced from 4 exons. NCBI's taxonomy places the organism in Eukaryota, Metazoa, Arthropoda, Insecta, Diptera, Culicidae. Gene Ontology annotation, cellular component: lysosome.
AAAGGCAAACUCUCUGUGCGAAGCAUAAAUGGUUCGACAUUCAAGCAAUUCAGUGCAUUACAAUUUGGAAUAAUUCGAUCAAAUUGUUGUAAAUUAGCUAACAACUGAUGGAAAUAAAUCAUAGGUGGUGAAUUCAAAGCACUAAAUGCAGCACAAAAAGAGAAAAACACUUGUGAAUCGUCCAAAGUUCGUUCUAUAAUUGAUCAAAAAGAGCAAAACAUUGUACCUCUGCCUCAGCAAUCAGGGUACAGCUGCUGUGUCAUCCUAUUGCAGCGCUUCCAUCUCGAAAAAUGUUCGCAAGACUGAGUGUAGCAGUAUUGAUUCUCAAAAUCAGUCUCGCCACAGCAUAUCGUCCAGUUUUUAUCUACCAUGGCAUCCUUACCGGUGCCGAUAGUAUGACGCACUUGGUCAACAGGAUUCAGGAGGUCCAUCCAGGUACGGUGGUGUACAACUUUCAGCGGUUCGGAGGAUGGUCUAGCUUGGAAAAUGCUUGGCAUCAGGUGCUAGAGGCUCAGACUAAUCUGAAAACGGUUUGUGAUCUACACCCGGAAGAGGGAAUAAAUAUGAUCGGAUACUCUCAGGGUGGUUUACUCGGUCGUGCGGUGCUUCAAACAUACCCGGAUCAUUGUGUUAAAGCGUUCAUCUCGCUUAGCUCACCACAAGCAGGCCAGUUUGGAGAUGAUUUUUUGCAUUUAAUAUUUCCCUCGCUGGUUGCUAAAACGGCGUACCAACUAUUCUACACCUACGUCGGACAGCAUACCUCGGUCGGCAACUACUGGAACGACCCGCAUCAUCAGGAUCUGUUCGAAGAGUUUAGCAUCUUUCUGCCGUACGUGAAUAAUCGCAUUCUAUCCGUUAACUCUACCCAAUUUCGUGAUACACUGAUUCGUUUGGAGCAUCUGGUACUGAUCGGUGGUCCUGACGAUGGUGUCAUUACGCCGUGGGAAUCUAGUCACUUUAGCUUCUACAACACCUCGUACGAUGUGGUACCGCUGCACGAGAGUGAGAUUUAUACCGAAGAUUUAAUAGGGCUGAAAACGCUGGAGGAAAGCGGUCGAUUGCACAUCAUUGUGCGUGAAAACGUACAUCACUAUCAGUGGCAUCGGUCGAACGAUAUCAUUGAUAGCAUUAUUUUGCCUUAUCUUGACUAGCUGUUAGCACGCAAGGGGUUUUUUGAUAUUAAUUAAAGUUACCGGUUCUUAGCGAGUCAGGUGCCUACAGGUUUUAUAACACAUAUGACAAUGAUUGAAAAUAGGAGAGGGUUUUAAGCUUUAAAGCUACAAUUCAUUUAAGGCUGAUUUUGUAAUGUUUUCAAAUAGGAAGACCAAUAACAUGCAUCCACUAGUGACACGAUCUUCACUUGACCAGGACAAUAAAGUAAGAAAUUAGAGCAAACAA